AUGAGCAACUACGGCACCUACAGACGCGACUGGGUCAUCGAAUCUCAGUACUUCAGCGAAAGCAUUCUAAUUUGGAUAGUGGAAGCUUUGGCGCUUGCCCCUGCAGGCAUGCCCGUCAAGUCCUUCUCCCUCGUUCUGGACGCUGAGCCAGCACCCCAUCCGAUGACUGAAAUGUUCCAGGCGAUUGUUCAGCAUGACGCUGCCUGGCAACAAGCGUGGGACGAAUCGGUGAAAAGAGGCAUGAUCAAGGAGCCAUCUUGGCUGGAUGGUAGUCCGCGAAUGGACUGGUAUCCGAGCUACACAUUCAAGCAUCUUCCACAGGCACUGCGAGACAUCGCCGAAGAAAAGUCGGUCGUGCGGUGCAACUUCAACAUUGGCGAGCCGUGGAACUUCGAGAGAUUGGUUCGAGAGCACAAGGGCUGGAGUCACGCCAACUGGGCUAAGAAUUGGGGAGAUGAACACAAGCGCAAGCACUGGGAAACCGAGUCUCCGUUGCCGUCGUGGAAAAGUAUCUUAGAGGAAAAUUUGCUCCCGGUGCCUGACGAUCGUGUUCACUACGGCGAUUCUGACAGCGAACUCGAUCUCUGA
This is a messenger RNA of Colletotrichum aenigma, 588 nucleotides long. RefSeq lists its product as uncharacterized. Bases 1 to 588 code for a protein of 195 amino acids. The transcript has a single exon. The record is from RefSeq and is a predicted model, not a curated record. Lineage: Eukaryota; Fungi; Ascomycota; Sordariomycetes; Glomerellales; Glomerellaceae.